Messenger RNA from Ictidomys tridecemlineatus (thirteen-lined ground squirrel), 2529 nucleotides. NCBI's taxonomy places the organism in Eukaryota, Metazoa, Chordata, Mammalia, Rodentia, Sciuridae. The record is from RefSeq and is a predicted model, not a curated record.
AAAAGACCUACUUAGAGGGUUUAAAUAAUCAACAGAUUGUGGAAUAAAAUUACAAUGCUUUUCCUUUUUUCACAAUGCAGAAUUCUCCAAAACACCAGUGGGGAGAAGAGGAACCAAAUUCUCAAACGGAAAAAGAUCACAACAGUGAAGAUGAGGAUGAAGACAAAUAUGCAGAUGAUAUUGACAUGCCAGGACAGAAUUUUGACUCUAAGAGACGAAUUACUGUCCGGAAUCUCAGGAUUCGUGAAGAUAUUGCAAAAUACUUGAGAAAUUUAGAUCCAAAUUCUGCCUACUAUGAUCCAAAAACUAGAGCAAUGAGAGAGAAUCCUUAUGCCAACGCUGGAAAGAAUCCAGAUGAAGUGAGUUAUGCAGGAGAUAACUUUGUUAGAUACACAGGAGAUACCAUCUCAAUGGCUCAGACACAGUUGUUUGCUUGGGAAGCCUAUGACAAAGGAUCUGAAGUGCAUCUACAGGCAGAUCCUACAAAACUAGAGCUGUUGUAUAAGUCCUUCAAAGUCAAAAAGGAAGACUUCAAAGAACAGCAAAAAGAAAGCAUCCUAGAAAAGUAUGGUGGCCAAGAACACUUGGAUGCUCCUCCAGCUGAAUUGCUUUUAGCCCAGACCGAAGACUAUGUAGAAUACUCAAGACAUGGUACAGUCAUCAAAGGACAAGAGCGAGCUGUUGCCUGCUCCAAAUAUGAGGAGGAUGUAAAGAUCCACAACCAUACACAUAUCUGGGGAUCUUACUGGAAGGAUGGCCGAUGGGGAUACAAAUGCUGUCACUCUUUUUUCAAGUAUUCCUAUUGUACUGGAGAAGCUGGAAAGGAUAUUGUUAAUUCAGAAGAAUGUAUUAUAAAUGAUGUAAGUGGAGAAGAAUCUGUGAAAAAACCUCAAACCCUCAUGGAAAUGCAUCAGGAAAAACUAAAAGAAGAGAAAAAGAAGAAGAAAAAGAAAAAGAAGAAGCACCGAAAGAGCAGCUCAGAUAGUGAGGAUGAAGAAAAGAAACAUGAAAAAUUGAAAAAGGCACUGAAUGCAGAGGAGGCCCGCCUUCUUCAUGUUAAGGAGAUCAUGCAGGUUGAUGAGAGGAAACGGCCUUACAAUAGCAUAUAUGAAACUCGGGAACCCACCGAAGAGGAAAUGGAGGCCUACAGAAUGAAACGGCAGAGGCCAGAUGACCCCAUGGCCUCUUUUCUUGGACAGUAACUAGUCGUAGAAAUUCAUCCAGGGUAGAUUCAGCUGACAUGGUCUUUUCAACUUCUUGCUCAUGAUUGUAGACUGGAAAAAUCCUUGUCUACUCUUCUUUGCUGACUAACUGUAAUAAAGCUUUCAGAAGUCCCAAAGUAAAUUCAUUCUUUUCCACACUGAAGAAGUGAAGAACUCAAACAGAAAGUACAUUAAGUGUGGAGUAAGAUUGGAAAUAGUCUAAUUUUUAUAUUAGUGAUAUGGAAAAACCUUCACUCUCUACUUACCAAGAAUGUUUUGUACUUAACAGUUAAGUCUCAAACUAUUUCCUGUUUGCAAGUUCAUUUUAAAAAUGAGGAAAUGAGCCAAAGUCUGAGUUACAUGCCCAGGUCAUAUUAAUGGCGAUUCUGUGGCUCUAGGUAUUGUUACCUUCUUGGAAUAUUUGGUACAUUUUUUUUGGCCUUCUGUCUAGUAUUAGCACACACAUUGAAAGUAGAUUAGUUACUCUUUCUCAAAACUAGGGCUUCAUUUUUUUUUUAAUGACUAGCAAUUACAGUUGUAAUUUAACUCUGUUAUUAGUUAUUUUGUAAUCACUUGUUUUUACCUUAUCAGGUUUUCCUGGUCUGAAAUGAAAAAAGUUAUUUUUACCUUGGUCUUUGGGUCACUAUUUUCUCAUUCUUGAAUCAAUAUAAUAGUACUUUUACUACUAUUGGAAAAAUACUAGAAAAACAUAGAAAUUCUUUCAUUUAUCAUAGUAGAUAUGGUUUGUAAUAUUUUGUUAUUUAUUAUGCCUUUAUGUAAUGAUCAUGAUAUUAAGUUAGAUUGUAAGAGAGUGCAGAAUAUCUGAGAGAUACCUAAUCUUCAUAGCUAGCAGGUGUCACUUUGUAAAAUUUACAGGGAUCAAAAUCUGAAGUUGGAGGUUUCUUCAGAGAAUUGUAAUGAUAGCUUGUAUGGAUCUUAGUAACUGAGAUCACUAUGAUCCCCAGGACACUUUAUAAAAAUAAUGCUGAUAGAGCAGAAUCAGUGAAAACAGACUAAAAUCCCUGACAUAAAUGCAUCUACUUAACACCUUUCUAAACUACCAAAAAAGUGUGUAGUAUACUGUGUUAAGUUGAAAUCUCUUCUUAGUUCUAGAAGAACAGCUGAGUCAAAUUAGCAAAUACUAGGAAUAUACUUGGUGUCUAGAUUCCAACUAAUUGAAAUUAAAAUAGCAAGGCAGAUCUUAUUCUUAAGAUAGUCAAAAUUUUAUUUUGCUACUCUUACGUUAUUAGGGUGGUUCAACAUCAAGUCUGACACUGGUGUCUGUCGUAUUUUUUGUUAAUAAAGGUAUGUAAUUAAGAACACUAAA